AAAAGAAGGGUCAACAUUAAACAUUUACCCGCCAUUUAAAAUAGGUAACAGACUUCAAUUCAAAUGUAUCCCCUUGUGCACAGCGCACAAAUCACAAUCGGAAAAACAUCCCCCAGAUUCCCCUUUCUUGAAAACCCUAAUUCCCAAUGUCAAUCCCUGUGUUUUUACCAAUUUCAAAUUCAAUCGAGUAGGAAAAGACCAAUAGCGAGGGCUUCAGUUGCUGAUCAAAAUCGACAAACAAUGGCGGCAGUUGCUGGUGUUUACAGAAGAUCACUUCCUUCUCCACCUUCCAUUGAAUUUGCUUCAUCGGAAGGAAAGCAACUCUUUUCUGAAGCUCUUCUUGAAGGAAACAUGGAAGGCUUUUUUAAGUUGGUGUCAUAUUACCAGACUCAGUCAGAACCUGCAUACUGUGGGCUGGCUACACUUGCUGUGGUCUUAAAUGCCCUUGCAAUUGACCCUGGAAGAAAGUGGAAAGGUCCAUGGAGAUGGUUUGACGAGACUAUGUUGGAUUGCUGUGAGCCUCUUGAGAAGGUUAAGGUUAGUGGUAUCUCAUUUGGCAAAGUUGCAUGCUUGGCUCAUUGUAAUGGAGCAGAAGUUCAAGCAUUACGUGCUAAUGAAAGUACCAUUGAAAACUUCCGGAAAUAUGUGAUCUCAUGUACUUCUUCUGAAAACUGUCACAUGAUUGUAUCAUACCACAGAAAAUAUCUGAAGCAGACAGGAACUGGUCAUUUCUCUCCAAUUGGUGGCUACCAUGUUGGAAAGGAUAUGGUUCUAAUUUUGGAUGUUGCUCGAUUCAAAUACCCUCCUCAUUGGGUACCUCUUACAAUUCUAUGGGAUGCUAUGAACACAGUUGUUGAAGAUACUGGACUUCAUAGAGGGUUCAUGCUUCUAUCCAGGCUUCAGAGGGCACCAUCAAUGCUUUAUACUCUGAGUUGCCGUCAUCAAGGCUGGGACAAUACUGCUAAGUACUUGUGUAAAACGAUUCCACAACUUCUAUCUUCUGAAGAAAUUAAUAACAUUCUAGAUCUGCUAUCUGUUAUCUUUACGCCAGCUCCUGCAAAUCUGAGUGUUUUUAUCAAUUGGGUUGCUGAAGUUCGAAAACAGGAUGGAAGUAAAGUUGUCAGUGAAGAGGAACGGGGAAGGAUAGCUAUCAAGGAAGAAGUACUGAAGCAAGUGCGCGAGACUGAACUUUUUAAACACAUUACCAGAUGGAUUUUAUCUGGGUCAUCUAGCAUACACAAGGCAAUUUUGGAUGGUCGUGAUUCUUUAGAUAAAAUUGCUUCUGAAGUGUGCUGUCAAGGUGCUCAAGUUUUGUGUGGCAAGGUUAGCUCUUGCAAUGCGACUUGCUGUGAAACAGCGGAAUUGAAAUCCUCAAACAUUGACGAUGUUGAGUCUGUCACUAUAAUCUCUGGUAAAGUGAUUGUGAAAAAUUCUGAGUGUGGAGUAGAAAUGCUGGUCCCAUGCUGUCAAAGGAAGGCUGGUUGUUCGUGUGAGUAUGGUUCAAAUACUUCUAACAGAGAACAUCCAUCAGUAGUUGAUGCUCUAACUGUAUUAAUAUUGGCCCUGCCUCCUGAUACAUGGUCUAAUCUUAAAGAUGCAAGGCUGCGAGAUAAUUUUUGUGGUAUAGUAUCCACCAACAAUCUCCCAGACUUACUUCAGCAGGAGAUACUGCAUUUGCGAAAACAACUUCAUUUCCUCGUGGCUGAUGUCUGUGCUUCUUGGACAUAAUACGUUAACUACUGGUGCCUCUUUUCUUCUUACUUACCCUUUACAGCAGCUGUUUUUUUAAAAAAAAGGAGAGAUUUGAUGAACUUGACCUUUUAAAGUUAUUGAUUGAUAUGUAUUAUCACAGGGAUCAACACAUGGGAAAAUUCUGUGAGGAUUUAGAGAGAUGACGGAAAUUGAAAAACCACAGCGUUUGUCAAAUUAAUAAUCAUUGUCUGUGUUUA
Messenger RNA from Spinacia oleracea (spinach), 1949 nucleotides. RefSeq names its product glutathione gamma-glutamylcysteinyltransferase 3. NCBI's taxonomy places the organism in Eukaryota, Viridiplantae, Streptophyta, Magnoliopsida, Caryophyllales, Amaranthaceae. The transcript has 8 exons. Gene Ontology annotation, molecular function: glutathione gamma-glutamylcysteinyltransferase activity; metal ion binding. Gene Ontology annotation, biological process: detoxification of copper ion; response to metal ion; phytochelatin biosynthetic process. Bases 64 to 1728 code for a protein of 554 amino acids. The record is from RefSeq and is a predicted model, not a curated record.